AUUACCUCACAUUGUGGAUACAUUUUAUAUUAAAAUCAUAUAAAUAAAAUAAAAAUUAUAACAAAAAUGGAUUACAAAAACGAUGUCCACUCCGAUGAUGACUUCGAUAGUUACAGCGACAACUAUCAGCAAUCAAAUUCCGGCCAGUCGCAAAAUCAACAAUUCAAUACAUCCCAGGGUCGUUUGGCCAAUCCAGCUGGCCUGUCCAAAGCUGAAUUGAGAAAGACCAACAAACCCAUAAUGGAAAAACGUAGACGUGCCCGUAUCAAUCAUUGCCUCAAUGAAUUAAAGUCCCUGAUAUUGGAAGCCAUGAAAAAAGACCCGGCACGUCACACAAAACUUGAAAAAGCCGAUAUCCUUGAGAUGACCGUCAAACACUUGCAAUCCGUUCAGCGUCAACAGCUCAACAUGGCUCUGCAAACCGAUCCCACAGUGAUCCACAAAUUCAAGACUGGCUUUGCUGAGUGUGCCGAUGAAGUAAAUCGUUAUGUCAGCCAAUUGGAUGGUGUCGAUGAAACUGUACGCCAAAGAUUGAAUAGUCAUUUGAAUCAAUGCGCGACCAGUCUUGAUCAGAUUGGUGCCAUGACCAAUUUCAACAAUGGUUAUCAACGCAAUGGGGGCCAUGCCAAUCUGUUUGGUUCCAACAAUCUUCCCCUGCCAAUGGGAAAUGGUGGUGCGGCAGCAUCUUUGUUUCCUAGCUUAAGUCAAGACUUUAACUCCACACAGCCCAUACAAAUGGGUGGGGUGCAAUUGAUACCAUCCCGCUUGCCAUCCGGAGAAUUUGCCCUGAUAAUGCCAAAUACCGGAAGUUCCAACAAUCAAGCCACCUCGCUAAUGAACAACAAUUCCAACAGUGGUUUUCCCGCCUGGCCUUCACAGACUGGCAGCCAAGCUGGCUCAGCACAAAUUAAUGAUUUUGCCGCCAAUUUCAAGCGUUUGAGUGCCUUCUCCAAGCCACCAUCGACUUUGAUUACACCACCCAAAGUAAAUCCCGGCAAUAUGUAUCCCCAAACCAAUUUGGGCCCCACCACUGCCACCAGUUAUCAACCAUUAAAUCAAGCCCAGCCACAAACAGCUUUCCACAACUCCUCCAGUCCUCCGCUCAGUCCCAUUUCUUCAGUAUCUAGUCACAAUGAAGAUUCAAUGAUGCACAAUAGCUCGGAUUUCACCAAUUCCCGAUCAACCUCACCACGUCAUCAUCAGCAGGAUAAACACAAUAGUUUUUUGGGAGUGUUCAACACACCACCUUCCUCGGCUGAAAACUCUUUUGUACUCAGUGCAGCCCAUUUGCAACAGCAGCAGGUGUCUAGCAGCACCAGUGAUUUGAACACCAGCUCUGGAUCGGCCAAUAGCUCCUUGAAACGUUCCUUUUCUGAGGCGGCCGAUUCCAGCAUUUGCUCUGAGGAUGAUCAUGCCUCGAAAAAAUAUCACAAAGAAGCCCAAUUGGAGGGUGAGGAUCAAGACAGCAUGUGGAGACCAUGGUAAAACUCGUUCGUUUCCACCAAAAGCAAAUUGUUAAUACAUAUUUUUUAAGUUUUUAGAUUAAGUAACAUUUUUUUGUAAAACUCAUACGAUCAAAUUUUUUUGA
Musca domestica (house fly) is the source of this 1588-nucleotide messenger RNA. RefSeq names its product protein deadpan-like. Bases 67 to 1485 code for a protein of 472 amino acids. Lineage: Eukaryota; Metazoa; Arthropoda; Insecta; Diptera; Muscidae. The record is from RefSeq and is a predicted model, not a curated record. The transcript is spliced from 3 exons. Gene Ontology annotation, cellular component: nucleus. Gene Ontology annotation, biological process: anterior/posterior pattern specification; regulation of transcription by RNA polymerase II; regulation of neurogenesis. Gene Ontology annotation, molecular function: protein dimerization activity; RNA polymerase II cis-regulatory region sequence-specific DNA binding; DNA-binding transcription factor activity, RNA polymerase II-specific.